Molecule: messenger RNA, 5686 nt
Organism: Pezoporus flaviventris
Lineage: Eukaryota; Metazoa; Chordata; Aves; Psittaciformes; Psittacidae
Gene: TNK2
Product: tyrosine kinase non receptor 2
Exons: 17
Coding region: 842-5392 (1516 amino acids)
Biological process (GO): negative regulation of epidermal growth factor receptor signaling pathway; regulation of keratinocyte differentiation; protein phosphorylation
Cellular component (GO): extrinsic component of cytoplasmic side of plasma membrane
Molecular function (GO): protein binding; protein serine/threonine/tyrosine kinase activity; ATP binding
Source: RefSeq, a predicted model, not a curated record
GCUGCCUUGGGGUGUAGGGCAGGUGUUGGGGUGUCAUGGUGGGUAGGAGUAUUUCGGGGUGCUUUGGCCACCCAUGUGCUGCUCAGCGUGAUGCCGGGCAAGCGCAGAGGUAAGGAGCUUGCCACACAGGGGGCAGGCACCCAUGGGUGCGCAAGGGUGCAGGCGGUUCCAGGUGUGCGUCAGGCAGAGGCGGGUGUGCUGCCGCCGGCUGUGAGGCGCCGGGGUGUUGGCGCACGUGCGGCCGGGCAGGGCCAUGGCUGGGGGGUGUGCGGGGGUGACGCGCUUAGGGGGGCGGCUGCGGUUGUGCAGGUGCUGGGGGUCGUGCCUGUGUGGUCCCGGGGUGUGCGUGACGGUCAUCACCACCCAUCCAUGUGCCUGGGUGCAUGCAGGGUGCACCCUGGGGGCUGCAGAGGUGGGUGUGCACAACACGGUGAGUGUGCAGGGCAUGGAGGGCCAGGUAGCACCUCUGCUGGGGGGCUUUGCCGCCUGCCGGGUCAUGGGAGUGAGAAGGGCAUCUAUGAACCCCCCUAGGACAGGGGUUUGCUGGCUGGACUCUACUUGCCUGUCUCAGCAUUAAGGCUGUGGCAUCAGCCUCUGUGCCCAUGAGUCUGUGGUGGAUGGGGAAACUGAGGCACGGAGCCUCCCCAGCACAGUGGGCAAGGCUGGGUGUCCCUCCUCCCCCCACUCCCUUCUGGAGACCAGUACUCCCCCAGUGUGCGCUCUGAAAUGGGCAGCCUCACCUGAGGUUUGGGGGUGCAGGAGGCAAGCACACUGGCCCCAGGGAGUGCCAGUCUCAGUGGGUGCCGAUCCCAGUGGGUGCCAUCCCCGGCUGGUGGAGGUGAUGCCCCAUUCAGAGCAGGGAACCCCUCGCAUCACGGUGUCCCCAGAGCCAGGGAGGGGGCAGCUGGCGCAUGGCAGAGAGGUUGGUGCCGAGUGCACCGUGCCCGGGUGUCCCUGGUCAAUGGGUUUCUUGUGUAGGGUGCCUGUGCCAGCUGGGAUCCCGGCGGCCGUGGAAGCCGCAGCGGAGGCUCCUCUGCACCUGGGGAUGCGCUUAACCCUCUCCCAGCUGCUCCCCCCGUCGCAACCAUGGCCACAGUGGCGGGGGGGCAGACAGGCGGGGGCUGCUGCAAGAGGUUGCUGUGGGUCUGUCCUCUCUCACGCCGUGGCUGCGGAUGCGGCCAGAUGUUCUCCCCGGGGAGCCCGCGCCGGACAUCAGUGCUGGUGUCGGGUGCCAGCUCUGCCAGGGAAGGGGAGUGAGCCCCAGGGUGCUGGCGGCACCCCACAGCAGAGCCCGCGGGGACUAGCAGCUGAGCAGCGGGUGCGUUUGCCGAGCCAGAAGCUCCCCCCCGCAGUGCCCAUCGCCCUGGCAUCCUGCCUGUGGCCUCGGCUGGGGAGCGGAGAGCCGGAUGUCUCCUCUCCCUCCCUCCUUCCCUGCUUCCUGAGGGGGGAAACUGAGGCCUGGGAGAGUUUCCCAAAGCCGGGACGGGUUUCCAUGGAAAUGGGAGUGGGGGUCCAGGCUCCCAGCUGCCGGAGCGGGUGCCCGCUGCUGAACAAGGGAGAAAGCGGGACAUUGAUGGGAGCCCGGCCCCCUGGGCGCGCGUCCCAGCCCCGGCUGAAAAUAACCCCUCCCCGGAGCGCUCCUUGGGCAGCCGGCCGGGACCGAGCCCCGCGGCCGGACAGGGGUCCUCAGAAGCGGCUUCAGCCAGGGGGUGACUCCAGUCCUGUCUGCCGCCACCCUCCGCCCCGGCCCUGUUGCGUUGGGGAAGGGGAGGGCCGGCCAGGAGGAUCGAGAGCCGGACGGAAGAAGGGGGAGAGCCACAGCCCGCGUCCGGCUGACGGACGCCCCGAGAACCCCUGCCUGCUCGAGGGGCAUCUCUGCAGCCCGGAUGGCAGGGCUGCGGGUGCCCCUGCUGCGCUGAGCGGGCUCUGCCGCGGGACGCCGGCGCCCGGGAAGGGACAUCGGCGGUGCCAGGAGCCGGCGACGGGCAGCCAGGCAGGAUGCGACGCUUCCAAGCUUUGCGCCGAUCCUUCCCCUUCCUCACCCGCUUCCGCCUCUACCGACCCAGUGCCGAGGGCUGUAAUUGUGGUGACGCACCGAGGGAGUCGAGCGCAGGGGAUGAAGACAGCGGGGACCCGGGGGGAGAGGAGAGGAUGGAGCGGGCUGUGCUGCUGUGGGACCGGGAUGAGGGUCCCACUUCGCGCCCAGCUCACAGCAGCGAGGGGCAGAGACAUGCCUCUUCCCAGAAAGAGGCUGAGCUGUAGCAUGCAGGCGGAGGAGGGCACGGACUGGCUGCUGGAGCUGCUCACUGAGCUGCAGCUGCAGCAGUACUUCCUGCGCAUCCGGGAUGAGCUCAACGUCACCCGCCUCUCCCACUUCGAGUACGUCAAAAAUGAGGAUCUGGAGAAGAUUGGCAUGGGGCGCCCUGGCCAGCGGCGGCUGUGGGAGGCAGUGAAGCGGCGGAAAGCCAUGUGCAAGCGGAAAUCCUGGAUGAGCAAGGUGUUCAGCGGGAAGCGCCCUGAGUCAGAGCUGCCGCCCCAGCCCCAGAGCACUUUCCGCAAACCCCCCACACCACCGCCCCCUGAAGCCGGGGGCCAUCACUCCCUUACCUGCCUCGUACGGGAGCGGGACCUCUCCAUCUUUGAGAAGUUGGGCGACGGCUCCUUUGGCGUUGUACGUCGUGGCGAGUGGUGCACGCCUGCCGGCAAGACGCUGGAUGUGGCAGUGAAGUGUCUCAAGACGGAUGUGCUGAGCCAGCCGGAGGCACUGGAUGACUUCAUCCGGGAGGUGAAUGCCAUGCACUCUCUGGACCACAGGAACCUUAUCCGUCUCUAUGGCGUGGUGCUCUCCCACCCCAUGAAGAUGGUGACAGAGCUGGCCCCACUGGGCUCCCUCCUGGACCGCCUGCGGAAGAAUCAGGGUCAUUUCCUCAUCUCCACCCUCUGCCAGUAUGCCAUCCAGGUGGCCAAGGGCAUGGCCUACCUGGAGUCCAAGCGUUUCAUCCACCGUGACCUGGCUGCCCGCAACAUCCUGCUGGCCUCCAAUGAGCUGGUCAAGAUCGGGGACUUUGGGCUGAUGCGGGCCCUGCCCAAAAAUGAUGACCACUACGUGAUGCAGGAGCAUCGCAAGGUCCCCUUCGCCUGGUGUGCUCCUGAGAGCCUGAAGACACGCACCUUCUCCCAUGCCAGUGACACCUGGAUGUUUGGGGUGACUCUCUGGGAAAUGUUCACCUAUGGGCAGGAGCCUUGGAUUGGCCUCAAUGGCAGCCAGAUCCUGCACAAGAUAGACAAAGAGGGUGAGCGGCUGCCACGGCCUGAGGACUGUCCGCAGGACAUCUACAAUGUCAUGCUGCAGUGCUGGGCACACAAGCCUGAGGAUCGACCCACCUUUGUAGCCCUGCGGGACUUCUUGGUGGAGGCCCAGCCCACUGACAUGAGAGCACUGCAGGACUUCGAGGAGCCGGACAAGCUGCACAUCCAGAUGAACGACAUCAUCACAGUCAUCGAGGGCAGGGCUGAGAAUUACUGGUGGCGGGGUCAGAAUAAGCGGACCCUAAAAGUGGGCCAGUUCCCCCGAAACACGGUGACCUCGGUGGCAGGGUUGUCGGCGCACGACAUCAGCCAGCCGCUUAAAAACAGCUUCAUCCACACGGGCCAUGGAGACACCAACCCCCAGCAUUGCUGGGGGUUUCCUGAUAAAAUUGAUGAGCUGUACCUGGGAAAUCCCAUGGACCCUCCUGACAUUUUAGGUGUGGACCCGAGUGCUGCCAGACCCACCCAGCUUCCUGGCAGGGCUAAAAGGCAGCCACCUCCGCGCCCGCCUCAGCCUACCGUCCUGCUCACCAAGCCCUGCUACGACCCAGUCAGUGAGGAGGAGGAGGGUCUGCCAGGUGGUCUCCGGAAGCUCUGCCUGAAGAAGCCAGGCCCAGGCAAGGGUUUGCGACCAGUCAAGCCGUCGGCACGGGUUCCAGGCACCAAGGUGGGCGAGCGGCAGCCCAGCCGCCAGCUGACCAGUGAGGGGCCGGCAGGCAGCGAGGUGACCCUCAUCGAUUUUGGAGAGGAGGUGCCCCAAGGUAGCCCCUCACCAGUGGGGGAGCUGACAGCCCCAUCGUUGGCCAAGCUGGCCAUGGAGGCCUUCUCCUUGCUGGACAAGACCCCACCACAGAGCCCCACGCGGGCUCUACCCCGGCCCCUCCACCCUACGCCAGUGGUGGACUGGGACGCCCGCCCCUUACCUCCACCACCUGCCUAUGAUGACGUGGCGCAGGAUGAGGACGACUUCGAGGUCUGCUCCAUCACCAGCCCUCCGAGCCGGCGGGGCAAGACCAACUAUGGCUUUGUGGACGAGGGCGAGCGGGGACCAACGCUGGAGGACAACCUCUUCCUGCCCCCCAAGGAGAUGAAGCAGCCCAGCAUGACGCAGACCACAGAGCUCUUUGAGGAGCUGCAGCAGGAGUGCAUGAAGAGGCUUAAUGUCCCCCUGGGACCAGCUGCCCCCACAGACGACAAGCCCCAAAUCCCACCCCGUAUCCCUAUCCCGCCCCGGCCCGUACGCCGUAACGAGCCCGGGCGCUGGUCGGGGGAGCUCUCCCCAGCAUCAGGGGGUGAGGAGGACCGUCCGCCCCAGAUCCCACCCCGGGACCCCCUGUCGCAGCCCACCUCCCGGACACCCAGCCCCAUGGCCCUGCAGGUGGGGUCCCCCCCGCAGCGUGCCGCCCUCUGCUCUUGCCUCUCCACGUCGCCAGGGAAGCCCAUGCCCACCACGCAGAGCUUUGCCCUGGACCCCAAGUACGCCACCCCCAAGGUCAUCCAGGCACAGGGCAAGGACUGUUCCAAGGGACCCUGCAUCCUGCCCAUCGUGAAGGAUGGGCAGAAGGUCAGCAGCACCCACUACUACCUGUUGCCCGAGCGCCCUGCCUACCUGGACAAGUAUGAGAAGUUCUUCAAGGAGGCCAAAAGCCCCGAGGAGGUGCAGGCAUCCCGCCUGGUCACCACAGCUACCGUUCGUCCCAUGGUGCAGCAGCUGCCAACAGACUGCAAAGCCAACUUCUCCUCCAACAACAGCAAUCCUGGGCCCAAGUGCCUGGUGAAAGCCUCCUGCAGUCUCCAGAAGAUCAUCUACGAUGGGCCGGAUGGCUGCCGCCCUGCUGACAAGAUCCGGCUGGUGCAGGACACAGUGCACGGUGUGACCACCGAGGAGUGCCAGGCGGCCCUGCAGAACCAUGGCUGGAGCGUCCAACGGGCCAUCCAGUACCUGAAGGUGGAGCAGCUUUUUUGCCUGGGGCUGAAGUCCCGUGUUGAGUGCCACCGGGUGCUGGAGAUGUUCGACUGGAACCUGGCCCAGGCCAGCUCCCACCUCCUUGAUCCCUACAGCACCACCCGCCAGAAGCGGUGACAGUGGGGAUGGGGCGAGCUGUGUCAGAUCCGGAGCAGGCAUCUCACUGUGGGGCCACCCCGUGGUGCCCACCCUCACCUACACAACCUGCUGCUGGACUCCGGACUGAGCUGCCACUUGGGGGAUGGGGACACCCCGAAAGGGUGCCUGCUCAGCACCCGUGACUUGUCAGGGUGCCUGCACCUUGGCUUCAGUGAUGGGCUCCAUCCCCAUGCCCCUUGUUGAAUUGUUUUUGUAAAGAGAAAUGUAAUUUUAAUAUAUAUAUUAUGUAUAUAUAAAAAACUAUUCUAUGGA